CGGUUCUGGACGUUUUUGUUCCAACUGUUUUUUUCUUCUUUUUUUUUUUGUUUGAACCGGUUCGGCUCGUUUAGACCCGGUGAUUCUGACCCGGUGGCUGUGACCCGGUGGCGGUGACUCGGUGGUGACCCGGUAUCGGUGACCCGCAGGAUGCAGAAGGGGUUGAAGAAAUACUUCGUGAACAUGGACGAGUUUCUGUCGAGUCUCGGUUUGUACCGGAAGAUGGUCGCACGAGACGCGUCCAGUCUGUUCCGCGCCGUGUCCGAACAGCUCUUUUAUUCUCAGAAUUAUCACCAGAAGAUUCGUCAGGACUGUGCCAACCACAUGAGAACCAACCGCUCCAACUUUGAACCGUUUGUGGAAGGAUCUUUUGAGAAAUAUCUUCAGCGUCUGGAGGAUCCAAAGGAGACGGUCGGGCAGGUGGAGAUCAAGGCUCUGUCCCAACUCUACAGACGCUGUUUCCUGAUUUAUCGUUACCCGGGGAAACCGCCGACGGCCAUCGCCGACGAAGACCACACCCAGAAGGUGUCCCUCUGUUGUUCUAUAAAUGGACACUACGACAUCGUUUACCCCAAGACUUUCCCCCAGACUGCAGCGCUCUGCCAGUCUCUGGUCUUUGAGGUCCUGUAUGUCGGGGUCUUUGGUCUGGACCCGUUGGACUUGGCUCAGGCUCUGGACCAGUUCAGAACCGGAGGCCGAAGGUUCCGGAACAGUCUGUCAGACCCGGACUACGACAGGGAGGAGGCGGAGCCAGGUGUGACCUCAGAGGAGAAGCCCCGCCCACCCGCAGAGGAGGCCCCGCCCCCGGCCCGCCUCUCGUUGCCUUAUAAGGUCCUGAAGUCCUUAGAUGGAGACGUGUAUCGUAACGUGGAGUUCGACGUGUGGCAAGACUCCUGCAAAGAGCUGCAGAAGACGGAGUACAUGGUGUUCGCUGGACGUCAGUAUUUCCUUGGAGACAAAUGUCAGGUUCGUCUGGAGCCGAAAGGAAAAUUCUUUAACGCUUUUAUCCAAGACGUGACGAACCACAACUCAGCGCUGACGGUUUUCAUCGAGGAACUGGGAGAGAAACAUCUUGUUCCUCUGACUGACCUGAAACCUGUGAACCCCGUCCCCGCCUGGAACGUGGCUCCGAGUCGCAAAGACCAGGACCCGGACUCUCGGGGGCACAGACACAGGCAGAGGUUCUUCAGGAAGGUCCGGGGUAAAGGCUCGGACCUGGUUCUUGCGCCUCCUGCCUUCACAGGUCAGAACCAGGUCCUCCCGCCGCGCUUCCAGCACGCCCGCCCCCCGCCGCCGCCCUCGCCCACCGCCAUGACCUACGACCCCUACGCCCCGCCCCCUCCGCCGCACCACCACCCCAGAGGCCAGAGGUACGCCCCCCCCAGGUGAGACGCGCCGGCGCACCCGCUGCACCUGCCGCACCUGCCGCCUCUCUUUAAACGUGCGUCUGUCCGUAGCUCCGCCCGCUUCCUCAACCGCCACCUGAUUGGUCCACAGCUCACCUACUACCACCCGGGACGCCGCUACUACCACGACUACGACGGCUACGCCCUCCGCUCACGCCGUGCUCGGCGUCAGGGUUCUAAAGAUGGUUCUUUUGGGUUCUCGUUGGACUCGGUGGACGACCCGGAGCUGUUCUUUCCUCUGGAGCAGAUCCCCCCGCAGGCCCCGCCCCCUGCGCACGGCCCCGCCUACAGACCUCCUCAGGCGCCGCCCAUCUCCCAGGCCCCGGCCCCAAACUCCAGCGCCGUUUCCUCCGACGACGACGGCGAGACCCCCGCUGCCCCGGAGUUCUCAGAAGACUUCAUCUACCCCUCACAAGAUUCGGGUUUCCAGACGACGACGACGGCGGUGGCGGGCGUGGGCGGGGUUUAUAACGAGCCCGGCUCCACUCAGGACGAGCAGGAGGCAGGAGCAGUGGAUUCUCCUCAAAGACCAGAUCUGAACUACAACUUCACCCAGCAGGUGAAGCCCAUGUUGGGUUCUUCUCCCUCUUCUUCGUCUUCCUCCUGUUCCUCCCCAGCCACGACUCACCCGCCCCCCAGACCAGUGCCGGUGCCCUCUGCUGCCCCAUGGAUGGUGAACGAGCUCGGUGAACCCGUCUGUGCCGUCGUGGCUCCGCCCCCUUAUUCCUACGACCCGAACGGCGCCGACCUGCCACGAGACUGCAGAGUUCUUCAGUAUUACUACAACCUCGGAGUCCAGUGGUACCACCAGAGCCUGUGGCAGCAGCAGACUUACUCUCCUCCUGAACAGACGUAUUUCCACCAGAGCUACAGCUCCUCCUGUGGCCCCAGCGCCUACCUGCACCCUGCAGAAGUACAACAACACGUCCCUCAGGCUCCUCCAGCCUCGUACCAGGACUGUACCCGGACCGAGGCCCCCGAAGACCUGCACCCAGCUCCUGGCUCCGCCCUGGACGCCCCUAGCCCCGCCCCCGUGUACCCCGACCCGCCCCCUCCCGUGUUGCACCUGACGUACGAGGCUCCGCCCACUCACCUGCACCACUCCACCUUCUAUGGCUGCCAUUGGCCCCCGCAGCCGGCCCCGCCCCCUCGCGUCUACUGCCCCGCCCCUGCCCCCUCCCACCUGGUCAGCUACAUCCCCCCGCCCCCCCCACUACGCCCCGGGAAUCUAACCCCCCCCCACUACACCCUGGAGUUCUGGGUCCCGGUCCGAGUCCCGGUCCGAGUCUGA
Boleophthalmus pectinirostris (great blue-spotted mudskipper) is the source of this 2697-nucleotide messenger RNA. It is a transcript of the gene alg13, whose product is annotated as ALG13 UDP-N-acetylglucosaminyltransferase subunit. Gene Ontology annotation, biological process: protein deubiquitination. Lineage: Eukaryota; Metazoa; Chordata; Actinopteri; Gobiiformes; Gobiidae. Gene Ontology annotation, molecular function: cysteine-type deubiquitinase activity. The record is from RefSeq and is a predicted model, not a curated record.